UUGACAGCGGCCGUAGUUCAGGACGAAAGCAGAGAAGGGAGAGAGAAAGGAAAGAAAGCAACAAUAGAUAAAAAAGGGCAGUUUUCUAAAAGUCGCGACCAACAAAUUCGUGCGAUCGUGGUAAAAACAGCAUCAUCCCUGGGCUUGCCCGGCGCCUGUCCCGACCAUGGAAAGACGGAUAAAGUUGAAAACACUGAACGAACACAUCACCUGCGAGAUUUGCCGUGGCUACUUCAUCGAUGCAACCACCGUAACCGAGUGUUUACAUACGUUCUGCAAAAGCUGCCUUGUGAAGCAUUUAGAGGAAAACAAUACCUGCCCAACGUGUGAAAAUGUUAUCCACCAGUCCCAUCCGCUGCAGUACAUCAGCUUCGACCGGACGAUGCAGGACAUCGUGUACAAGCUGGUGCCGAACCUCAUGGACAAUGAGAUGCAGCGGGAGCGCGAGUUUUACAAAUCGCGCAACCUGCCCUGCCCGAAGGAUAUGCCGCAGGUGCACGACAGCGACGAUAAGGCGAACGAGCAGGCGCACCAGGAAGCGGACUACCACCGGCAGGACGAGCAGGUUAACGUGUGCCUCGAGUGUAUUAGCGACAAGCUGCGCAACCUGAAGCGACGGUUCAUCCGGUGUAGUUCGCAGAUCACGAUCACGCACCUAAAGAAGUUCCUCGCGAAAAAAGUACUGAACGGUAUCGACCGAUACAAAGAUAUCGACAUCCUGUGCAAUGACGAGCUGCUGGGAAAGGACCACACGCUCAAGUUCGUGUACGUGACGCGGUGGCGCUUCAAAGACCCCCCACUGAGAUUACAGUAUCGGCCCCGAAUCGACCUCUAAGCAGGCCAGUGGCGAUGAUGGUGUACAUUUUAAGAUGUCCAGAUGGGGGGAAGGAGCGACAAAUGCACUUUUCGAAAUGUGUUGAUUGCUCUCCCCGUUCCCCCCGCCUUCCCGAAUGGGGAAGGCUUACGGAUAGGAGGGGGAAGGGUGGACUGUGUAGAUAAGACACUUCUUAGGGGUGUGGGUGUGUGGACGCGCCCGUUCGUCCUUCAGAUCAGUUAAUGUGCAGCAAAACCCGAGCGUCCGGUGAUAUCAGGAGGAGGUUUAUCUUUUCUUUUCGCAGUGUAGCAAAAAGGGGAAAGCACAGGGCAUUUUAUCCCUACAUCACCAUUCGUCUUCGUUGUUGUCGCCGAGAUCGCUUGGAUCACGUGUUUAAGAAGCAAAGAAAGGGAGAGGUUUAGAAAAAGAUUUGUUUUAUGAUCUAGAUUUAUAUGUUUAUGUGUUAUUUAAGCAGUGUAUGUGUGUACAUAAAGAGAACGGCAAGCAGACGGAGGAAUGCGCAGAUGCGGAGGAACGCUCCCACUGUGCCGUGGCGAGCGUUUGUUCCGCAGAAGCAGAAAGGUUUUAUUCUAGACUGCCAAUGCCAAUGCCGUUAUGGUGAAUAACGCAUUGGCAGAACAGUUGCAACGGAACGCGGUGCGUGUGCAGUACGAAAUGUAUAGCAAAAAUUUGGGACCGAAAGGACGAAGCGAAGGGAGCAGUCUACAAAACGGUGGGCCACACUGUGCACGACUCGUUGCACAUAGGUGCGUGUAAUAAUUCUCAAUUAAAGAAGGCUAGGAGAAAGUGUGUGUGUCUGUUUGUGUGUGAAUGUAGGAGCGACUCGAUCACAAGAUCACUCUCAAGAGCAUGACGUAGUAAAAACAAAAAAAGAUGAUCUGUAUAAGUAUUACAAUAAAUUUAUAUUCUAAAAACGUGAAACAAGAAAA
Messenger RNA from Anopheles gambiae (African malaria mosquito), 1764 nucleotides. RefSeq names its product polycomb group RING finger protein 3 (gene l(3)73Ah). The coding region runs from base 167 to 835 and encodes 222 amino acids. Gene Ontology annotation, biological process: regulation of transcription by RNA polymerase II. The record is from RefSeq and is a predicted model, not a curated record. Gene Ontology annotation, cellular component: PRC1 complex. The transcript has 4 exons. NCBI's taxonomy places the organism in Eukaryota, Metazoa, Arthropoda, Insecta, Diptera, Culicidae.